Etheostoma spectabile (orangethroat darter) is the source of this 1709-nucleotide messenger RNA. Its product is annotated as ankyrin repeat and SAM domain-containing protein 1A-like. The record is from RefSeq and is a predicted model, not a curated record. Gene Ontology annotation, molecular function: ephrin receptor binding. Gene Ontology annotation, biological process: ephrin receptor signaling pathway. Gene Ontology annotation, cellular component: cytosol. NCBI's taxonomy places the organism in Eukaryota, Metazoa, Chordata, Actinopteri, Perciformes, Percidae.
AUGAGCCGUUUUGAUCCCAGUGGUCUGUGGGAGGAGCUCUUCACUAGCACUUCCUGGACAAGGUUGUCCAACACAGGCAGCUGCUGUGGUCUGACGAAGCUCAUGUACCACAACCACCAGAGACUUCCGGCCCGCUCUCUCAACCUGUGCAGCCCUACAUGUGUUAGCUGGCUGUUUGCAGCCCCGGACCCAGACGUUUUCAUCCGUCUGGCUUGCUGGCUGGCGUCUUCCUUCCUCUCCCACUCUGCUGCUCUCAGCAGUCUUCUUGGCCACCUGCUGGGCCCACGCCAACCUCCACUCCACCUCCAGACUUCAAACAUGUUGUACAUGGAGCCAGACUUAACAAUCCUUUCUAUUCUUAACAGUAUCUGGAGAGGCCCCAAUGUGAAUUGUGUGGACAGCACUGGAUACUCCCCUCUCCACCACGCCGCCCUAAAUGGACACAGCGAGGUGGUGGAGGCGCUGCUACGAAACGAGGCCUUGACCAACAUCGCCGACAAAGGCUGCUACCCUCUCCACCUGGCUGCAUAAGGAGAUGAACAUAUCGUCAAACUGCUCAUUCACCAAGGACCUUCGCACCCCAAACUCAACGAGCAGAGCUCUGUAGACCAUAAAGAGUUCAAACGCUGUGGGCCCUUUGACCCCUAUAUUAAUGCCAAGAACAAUGACAACGAGACGCCGCUGCACUGUGCCGCUCAGUAUGGCCACACCCGGGUGGUGCGGCUGCUGCUGGAGGAGCUGACCGACCCCACCAUGAGGAACAACAAGUUUGAGACUCCACUGGACCUGGCCGCGCUAUAUGGCCGCCUGGAAGUAGUCAAGCUGCUGCUCUGCGCCCACCCCAACCUGCUCAGCUGCAACACCAAGAAACACACGCCACUGCAUCUGGCCUCUCGGAACGGACACCUGUCUGUGGUGGAGGUGCUGCUGGACGCUGGCAUGGACAUCAACUACGAGACGGAGAAAGGCAGUGCUCUCCACGAAGCCGCCUUGUAUGGGAAGACUGAUGUGGUACAGAAACUUCUCAGUGCAGGUAUCGAUGUGAACAUCGUCGACACGAAGGGCAAGACAGCGCAGGACACUGUUAAGGACAUGCCCUCCCAGAAAAGCCGAGAAAUAGCUGCUUUCAUCCAAGCUCACGUGGCUGGAAUACCCCACAUCAUAGACCUCCCCCCACCACCAGUCCCUCCGCCUCAGGAGAGUCCCAGCCCACGGAAAAAGGGUGACAUGGAGAAGGUUAGUGAGCUGAUCUCGGGGCUGGCCCCGAGGCCCGAGGAGGAGAGCCCCUACGAGGCUCUGUUUGAAGCCACCUCCUGUCACUCUCUGGACAGCCUCGCCAGCGGCAAGUCCUCUGACCGAGACUCUGGACGGCCGGACAGUGAAGCUGGCAAGAAAGAUCGCCCGGUCCACUCUUCACAUCCUGGUCCUGGUCAUGAAGAAGAAGUGAGCUCCGAGGCCCUGUAUACUAAUAGCAGUAUUGAUGAGAGAGGCCAGCCAGUGGAGGAGGAGGAUCACACAUAUGAGUUGUUGCUGACUGCACAGACCAAACACCCACCGCCCAGCCAGGAGUCCCAGUCCAAUAAAGAUGAGAACACCGCCACCAGUGCCCUACCUCAGCGUAAACCCACUGCCCCACGACCUCAGAGCCCCAAGCAGGACGAAAGACACCCUGCACCCUCCUGGACGGGUGAGCCCACGGGCACCUGGAG